GCGAAUCGAUCGCUAGCAGCGAUUUCUCCAUCGCCAGGGCUCCGGAAUCGCGCAGCAGGAUGGACGAUCGGCUCUUGUUUCACAGGGAGGAUCUCGGCGAUGGAUUCCUGAGCGACAUGGACGACGAAGUCGACAUGGAGGAGAUUCGGGAAGGGAUGAAGCUUGUGCCGCUGCCCGAUAUGUAUCCCGACAUAGAUCGAGAGGCCCCUUUCUCCUCCUUGGAUGAUAUUUUGAGAUUACAGGGCGCCGAUGAUCCAUACAAAUCCAACGAGGAAGAUCAGUCCCAUUCUGGCGAAGCUGCGAAGAAAGCUGCCAAGGUUGCUGCUCCUCAUGUUCUCACUGGUGGUGUAGUCGCGGAGAGUGGCCCUCCGCCAGAUUUUAGCCUCUGGACCGUGGAAGAUGAUCUUCUUCUUAGAAACGCAAUGGAGGCAGGCGCGGCCAUGGAAGCUCUUGCCAGAGGUGCCAUGCGAUUCUCACGUCGUUACACAGUUCGAGAGCUCCGGGAGCGAUGGAGAGCUCUUCUUUACGAUCCGGAGAUCUCGUCCAAGGCGGCCAUCCGGAUGGUAGAGGCAGAAGCGUCGUUCUUGGAGUCCAUGCGGCUCAUGUUUCCCAACAAGCAAAAGCUCCAGGACUUCGUGCACAAGCGGCGGCAGAAGAGCGUCCGUGAUACUUUCUACAAGAGAAAGAGAGGCUUGGCAGAUGACAAAGGCGUGCUUGAUGGCGUCGCCGACGGUGGAAGCCAGAUCAACCUUGGAGAGAACGACUUGGACAUGCUAGUUGAUCCGGACGAUCACGCUUUCUCUCAGAUGGUCGAUCUUCUUGCUACCGGAGGGAUUGGAGCUGUCAUUGGAGCUUUCCCUGGUGAAUCUGAACUGGAAACGCAGCAGGAUGCCAAGGACGAAGUCUCGCUUGAGAGUUCACUCAGCCCCGUGAUGGUGGCAGCCCCGGAAAAAUCAUCUCAAACGAAGCUUGACGAACCAAAUGGAGCUGCCGAAAAUGACGUGACUGGAGAUGCCAAGAAAGAGCUUCAUGCAACCAUUUCGGGUGAACGCAUGCCUUCGUCUUCCAACUUGGACGUCAAUGGCAAUCCCGAGCCAUACGUCAUACUUUCGUCAGACGAAGAGGAAGACGACUAUUUCCGGAAGCCGAAGAAAUCACGCACAGAUUCAGUCGUCCAGGAGAAGUUCGUCUGCUCCUUCAACACACAAGAGACAGAGAUAUCGGCCUUUGGAGCUAUGUCCUCCCCUUCUUCCGAGCGCGUGCCUAGCUCACCGGAGGACGGCAGAGGCUGCACAAGUGAUAUGAGGUCUUCGGACUGUCUCGACAGAGCAGACGACGAGACGGCUGAAACCAGUGAAAAGCCGAUCAUCGAAGGCGGCAGCUACACAAGUUUUGCCUCAGCAAACGUGAAGAUAGAGCCCGGAACCGAGACGACAGGCGGGCUAGAAGUCGAUUACUCGGCUCCAAAGGCGGGGACUUGCACAGACAACGAACUGGAAGUCACGACGGGCGUUCAAGAACUCCCUCCGGAAGUCGAAAGCGACAAUGAAAUCGCUCGUUUCUCGGAUGUUGAGACCAUGAUACUAGACAUGGACUUGGAUCCAGGUGACAAUGAACUCUCCGCAAGGGCAGAAUCGAAGCGUUUCUAUGGACAACAUCAAAUGACCAUUCUAAGGUUGGAGCAGAGUGUAAACGCCGUGAUGCAACGGUACCUCACUCGUAAAGGCGCCAUUGCCAUGCUCUACGGAUACCACUUGAAGUAUCUCAUGGUGGCCAACGAGGUUUCGAUCGGUAGACGGACGCAAGGAAACGUCGUUGAUGUCGAUCUCGCACAGGAGGGCCCGGCAAACAGAGUUUCCAGAAAGCAGGCAAGCAUCAAGCUAAACGAAGAUGGGAUGUUCCAUCUGAAAAACCUGGGAAAGAAGGUGUUGUACGUGAACGAUGUUCUAGUUUUCACUGGCCAACGCGCGAUCCUGAGCUCUAGCUGCCUAAUCGAGGUGGGCGGCAUGAGACUGGUUUUCGAGAUGAACAGGAGGCUAACUCAUCAGCGUGUAAAAGAAAUGACCCAAGAAAGCUCGUAACAAAAGUAGAUUCGUUGGUAACUUGAAUUAACUCAUCACCUAAAGGUGUAUUUUUUUUCCUAGACAAAAAUAAAAUAAAAUCGUGGAAAAAUCUUUCAGGUU
Molecule: messenger RNA, 2183 nt
Organism: Selaginella moellendorffii
Lineage: Eukaryota; Viridiplantae; Streptophyta; Lycopodiopsida; Selaginellales; Selaginellaceae
Exons: 10
Coding region: 60-2081 (673 amino acids)
Biological process (GO): positive regulation of transcription by RNA polymerase II
Cellular component (GO): NSL complex; MLL1 complex; Ino80 complex
Molecular function (GO): G-quadruplex RNA binding; protein binding
Source: RefSeq, a predicted model, not a curated record